Messenger RNA from Saxophila tyrrhenica, 1770 nucleotides. It is a transcript of the gene ABD1, whose product is annotated as mRNA cap guanine-N7 methyltransferase. The coding region runs from base 1 to 1770 and encodes 589 amino acids. Gene Ontology annotation, cellular component: nucleus. Gene Ontology annotation, biological process: 7-methylguanosine mRNA capping. The transcript has a single exon. The record is from RefSeq and is a predicted model, not a curated record. NCBI's taxonomy places the organism in Eukaryota, Fungi, Ascomycota, Dothideomycetes, Mycosphaerellales, Extremaceae. Gene Ontology annotation, molecular function: mRNA 5'-cap (guanine-N7-)-methyltransferase activity.
AUGGCACCUCCUGCCACCACAGACCCUCCGCCCUCCAACGUCUCCGAACGUCGCGUCCCUACCAAGCGUAAGCGCGAAACCGCCCGCCCCUCUAACAACUCCACGCGCACAUCAACCCCAAACGCCUACAGCAGACGAUCACCACCUCGUCAAGCACCACCCAAACGACCGGCCGACCCUGAAGAAGACGAAGGCGACCGCUCACCACCUCGAAAGCAGAAGAGACCUGGUGCUGGCGCCCGAAUCAACCGCGAAGCACUUGAAGCUGCCCGGCUCGAGCGUGAGCAGGAGAGGCGCGAGGCAGCGGAGCGACAGCAGAAAGUCGCAGCAUCUGAAUUGGUCGGUGACUUCUACAACAGUGUACCGCAGCGAGGGCGAGAAUGGAGACAAACGGACUCCAAGAUCAAAGGAUUGCGGAGUCUGAACAACUGGAUCAAAAGCACACUAAUCCAGAAGUUCUCGCGCCCGGAGACGGGUGUCAUGAAUCACUUCACAGUGCUGGAUAUGGCUUGUGGAAAGGGUGGUGAUCUGGGGAAGUGGGAGAAGGCGCCGACAGUGCCGAAUUUAUACGUCGGCUGCGACAUUGCAGACAUCUCCAUCACGCAGGCGAAGGAACGGUGGGCGGAAUCACAGCAGAGGAGCCGUGGUAGACAUCGAAGGGAUGCGGCUAUGGAGGCGCAGUUCUACGUGCAGGACACGUUCAGCAAACCACUGGGGGAGAUUCCGUUGAUACGUCAGGUGGGAUUCAACCCCAAUGCUGGUCCUGGGUCGGGUGUGAUUCAGCCAGGGAUGAUGAUGGGAGGCUUUGAUGUCGUGAGCAUGAUGUUUGCUCUUCACUACUCGUUUGAGACGGAGGAGUUGGCGAGGGGUAUGCUCAAGAAUGUUGCGGGUGCACUCAAGAAAGGGGGAAGAUUCAUUGGCGUUAUGCCCAACUCUGAUGUGAUAUCUGCGACAGUGAAGAAGCUACUUCAGGCGGAGAGCAAGGGCAAGACAGCCAAUGGCAAAGUCUCGCCUGGACCAGCGCAGAAGGAGAAAGAAGGUAGCGAGGACGGCGAGGUUGAGGAUGAAGAGGACGACUGGGAUCCGGAGAAGCCAUCGGAAGCUGCUAACGGAGCUACCGCAGACGGCGACGACGAAGACGACUGGGAUCCUGAGAAGCCUUCCGAGCCCGCGCCAACUGCAAAUGAGACCAACGACGAGGACGAAGAUUGGGAUCCCGAGAAACCCUCUGAACCCAACCCAGCGAUAGCAGAUGUCGCUGGACCCUCACAGCCUCAAACCAACGGCACCACCCCAGCUCAACAAACGCCCGCCGACCCCAAUCUCCCACCUUUAGAAUGGGGCAACUCCCUCUACACCGUCCGCUUUCCCCGCGCCCAACCCCUCACCAAGCGCCCAUUACCCCUCGACGGCAUCUUCCGCCCACCCUACGGCUGGAAAUACCACUACCAACUCGAGGAAGCCGUCGACGUCCCCGAGUUCGUCGUGCCGUGGGAAGGGUUCCGCGCGCUCGCCGAGGACUACGGGCUGGAGCUGAUGUACAGGAAAGGGUUUCGCGAGGUGCUGGACGAGAUCUGGGACGGGAGUGCGAGUGGCGGGCUGGGAGACGAAGCGGCAGAUGGGAAGUUGCAGCGGGAGUUGGGGAUGUUGGCGGAGAGGAUGGGCGUGUUGAGUCGGGAUCGGAGUCAGGGGAAGAAGGGGCUGUUAGUUGGGGAGGAGGAGAUGGAGGCGGCGGGGUUCUAUCAUGCUUUCUGCUUUUACAGGACGUAG